Molecule: messenger RNA, 2223 nt
Organism: Acipenser ruthenus (sterlet)
Lineage: Eukaryota; Metazoa; Chordata; Actinopteri; Acipenseriformes; Acipenseridae
Product: transcription factor EB-like
Exons: 10
Coding region: 400-1779 (459 amino acids)
Biological process (GO): regulation of transcription by RNA polymerase II; humoral immune response; positive regulation of DNA-templated transcription
Cellular component (GO): nucleus
Molecular function (GO): RNA polymerase II cis-regulatory region sequence-specific DNA binding; DNA-binding transcription factor activity, RNA polymerase II-specific; protein dimerization activity
Source: RefSeq, a predicted model, not a curated record
UGUCACAAGAGAGCACAGGUGACUAAAAACACAAGCAGCGCUGCAUAAUCACAUCACGCAGAGCCCAAGGAAAACAAACACGACUGUGAACUUGGGAAACGGAUCUGGUAUUACACGCCUUUUUAUUUAUAUUUUAGACCGACAAAGACAGAACUAUAACUACCGGACAAGGAAACAAAAAUCUCACCGGAAAAAAAAUCAAGUGCAGCGAACUUGUACAAAACUUUGUACUUUCUGACCUUCAGCUGGUGCCUUAACAGUUGCAAUCCUCCCCGACUUCCCCCGAUUGAGAUGUAGAGUUCAGUGCAUUCAGUACAUUGAGAUCAAGUCCAGCGUUUUUACAUAAAGAGUGAUCUUGGCAGUGAAGAGGACUCUGCACCCCGCCCAGUCUCCUGCACCAUGGCCUCCCGCAUCGGCCUGCGUCUGCAGCUCAUGCGCGACCAGCUGCAGCAGGAGGAGCAGCGCGAGAGGGAGCAGCAGCAGCAGGCAGCCAUGCAUUACAUGCAGCAGCGCAUGCCCGUCCCGCAGACCCCCGCCAUUAACACUCCUGUCCACUUCCAGUCCCCCAUGCAGGUCCCAGUCGAGGUGCUCAAGGUGCAGACUCAUCUGGAGAACCCCACUAAGUACCACAUCCAGCAGUCGCAGAGGCAGCAGGUGAAGCAGUACCUGUCCACCACCUUCGCUAGCAAGCAGACAUUGCAGGCCGUGAGUGGGGUGCAGCCCUCCCCUCCGCCCCCCGUCCCUUCCCCCCACAUGAGGCCGGACCUUCUAGUUAACACCUCCGCAGGGAACAGCACCCCCAACAGCCCCAUGGCCCUGCUCAACAUCAGCGCCAACCCCGAGAGAGAGAUGGAUGAUGUAAUCGAUGACAUCAUUAGUCUGGAGUCCAGCUAUAAUGACGAUAUACUGGCUUACAUUGACCCUGUGCAGAUGUCAAACACACUGCCCCUCUCCAGUAGCCAUUUAGAUGUGUACACCGGCCCUGGGAUGGCCGGCCCCACCAUUGGCAUGACCAGCAACUCCUGCCCAGCGAACCUCGCCAUCAAAAGGGAAAUGUCAGAUGCAGAAGCCCGUGCUUUGGCCAAGGAGAGACAGAAGAAAGAUAAUCACAACCAGAUUGAAAGAAGACGGAGAUUUAACAUCAAUGAUCGCAUCAAGGAGUUGGGAACCAUGAUCCCAAAGACUAAUGAUCUGGAUGUGCGCUGGAACAAGGGGACGAUCCUCAAGGCGUCCGUGGAUUACAUCAAGAGGAUGCAGAAAGACAUGCACAGAUCCAGGGAGGUGGAAACCAACUUAAAGAGAAUGGAGAUGACAAACAAGCAGCUCUGGGUGCGGAUUCAGGAGCUGGAAAUGCAGGCCCGAGUCCACGGCCUCGCCUCCAGCUCCCCCUCGGGGCUGGGUGGGGUGGAGAUGCUGGGGCCGCUCAUUAAGCAGGAGUCCAGCUUGGAGGACAAGGCAUCGCUGGAGGCAUUUCAGCAGCACCAGCAGCAGCAGCACCAGCAACAGCAGCAGCUCACCCAUCCCGAGCAGCAAUACUCACAACACCUCGACUUCACACAGACACUGGAGCUCUGUGACAGCGCCGCCGGCUUCCACGACCCCCUCUCCCACUUCACCGACCUCACCUUCACCUCCCCCCACAAAAACGACUAUAUGCUCAUGGAGGACGCGCUGUCCCCCCUCGGAGGGGACCCCCUCCUCUCUGCCAUGUCCCCCGACCCUUCGGUUGUCAGCAGCCGCCGUAGCAGUUUCAGCAUGGAAGAUUCUGACGUCCAGUGACCACCGCCACCUCUCCUCCACCCCUCUUCCCACCGCAAGUGUGUGUGUGCGUGCACUGAAGGGAAAUUAACAUUGACCGCUUUCAUUUGACACUUUGACAGAUUUUUUAAAAAAAAGGUACGCUUUCUUACACUAGAAUGUUUGUUUUAAAAGGUGAACAUUAAAAAGGUUUCAUGUCCAAAUAGUACAAGAUAUAAACUUGAUUUCAAAUCAUGAAUGUGGAAACAAGGCAGAAGUCAAUUUUGAGAAUACAUUCAUUUGUUGUUGUUUUUACUUUCUGUAGGGAUAAGCAGAGAUUACAAUAGUUGGGUAAGUCAGAAUAAUGGAUAUUAACAGGUAACACGUACCUUGCGGUCAGUGUGUUAUAUAUAUUUAUUAUAUAUACCUAUUUGGACUCUUAAAAAAAAAUAUAUAUAUAUCUAUAUAUAUAUAUAUAUAUAUAUA